AUGCCCCGUCCACGAGAAAAGUCGCCGCGGCGUCCAAAGUUGAGCGCCCGCCAGAUGCGUAUGCUGAUUGACCGAUACCGUAUUGAUUUCAGAGGACCUCUCUCUCCUUCUCAGUGGCCAGAAGGCCAUCCCGAGAUCUUCAAUCGUGUUCGCCAGAUUCGUUUGAUAGAAUUCGACGAAUACAGGCCAGAUGAGACUACUGACCGUGGUUUCUCGGCGAGUCAGCUGAAGAAGUGUGCCUACGAGCUCUUUAAGGUAGCAAAUACAGACCGGAAGAAAAGAGCGAAUGAAUCAGACUUGAGAAGGAGUACUGAGCCGUUAGUCUUCAGAAGGUUUCGAGAAGAAAUGAAAUGGUGCCAGGUUCCUCUGAAACGAAACCUAUCAUCUCAUGCGCUGACUUGA
Messenger RNA from Exophiala spinifera, 402 nucleotides. RefSeq lists its product as uncharacterized. The record is from RefSeq and is a predicted model, not a curated record. Lineage: Eukaryota; Fungi; Ascomycota; Eurotiomycetes; Chaetothyriales; Herpotrichiellaceae. The transcript has a single exon. Bases 1 to 402 code for a protein of 133 amino acids.